AUGAAGGAUUCUAAAAUUCCCGGAGAAAAAGCUCUGGGAGUGAUGAAGGUGAAUACAGAAUUAGGCUUGUUCAAAGUUCCUAAAACUCCAUUGAAAAAAAAACAGAAAGUUUUGGAAGAAGAAACGUAUUUAGAAGAAAUGGGUAAAAUAAUUCAACGUGAUUUUUUUCCCGAUUUAAUGAAAUUGAAAGCACAAAAUGAAUAUUUGGAUGCUCAAUCGCAAAACGAUUCCGAGAAAAUGAUGCAAAUUUAUUACAAGUACAGUUCUGGUAAAAGGCCUCCUACGGAAAGAGUUCCCAGUCCAGCCACAUUUGAAACUCCUGUUCAACCAAAAUUAAAUAACGAUUGCGUAGAAGAGGCAAAUUUAGAAAACGAUCUUGAAAAAGGUGGUCAAAAUAGUAGUUCGAGUAAUUCGAGUAAAAAGUUAUCGUUAGAUCAGUAUCUGGCCUCACACACUAGCGAAGAUAAUGAAAGUUUUAAAGAAAUGCACAAAGAAUCCAUUGUCAAACAUAAAUUAAAGUAUAGUUGGUUAUAUCAAAAUGAAGGCGAACUCAAUAAAAGCAUUGAAGAUAGUUUAAAAGUUCCCUCGAUAGAAGACCAAGCAUCUGGCAAAGAAAAACCUUUAAGUCUUACUUCGUGGACUUACAAAAAUCAAAAUUACUGCAUGUAUGUUCCUGAAGGUGUUGAUUUGACAGUCGAGGAAAAAAAUGAAAUGAUGAGGAAAAAACACGAAAUUGUUCAUGAGAACACAAGAUUAACAAAAAAUCCUUUUGACGAGCAACAGAAUAAAGAUGUGAUUCACGAACUCGCCAUGAAUCAAGCAAGAACUCAAGAAGGAAAAAUUGGAGUCGAUGGAAAAAUUGUGACAUGCGUUGAAACUCCCAAAGUAAAUGGGUUUUCUUUUGUCAGAACGCCAUCUCCGAUGCCAGGAGUUAACGAAUCUCCAAUCAUAACAUGGGGAGAAAUUGAAGGAACUCCUUUUCGUCUGGAUGGGAGUGACACUCCUUACAGUUCUUCGUCUGGACCUACAUUUAGAAUACCUGAAAUACCCAAAAGAGAAAAACUGGCAAUGGCAUUGGCAGACAAAGCAAGCGAAUCAUACAGGGAUAAAAAAAGGAAAGCAAUCGAAGCAGCAAGAUCUCAAUUAUCAGGGCAAACUCCCAAACGACAGGGUUCCUGCAUAAAUCGCAUUAAUGAAAUGUCUCCUGCCGCACAAAGACUCGCAUCUGCUUCGCUGGGUCAAAGGUUGAAUGCGGAUAGCGCUCUGAGAAAUUCAUAUUCUCCGAGUCCGAAAUCGUCGAGGUCGUCACCGUAUUUCAACUUGACACCGAAAACUCCGAGAACACCAAAGACUCCCGUCACUCCCAUGGCUAGUCCAAAUGCGAAAUUAAAACAUCUCGUACGGAGAGCGACGCCCGUGAGCGUGACAGACGAUUUGCUCAAAUUGCCAAGAAUUGGAAACAGCAGGCCAAAAGCCUCGGAUUUUUUCUAA
This is a messenger RNA of Pediculus humanus corporis (human body louse), 1491 nucleotides long. RefSeq names its product es2 protein, putative. The record is from RefSeq and is a predicted model, not a curated record. NCBI's taxonomy places the organism in Eukaryota, Metazoa, Arthropoda, Insecta, Psocodea, Pediculidae. The coding region runs from base 1 to 1491 and encodes 496 amino acids. Gene Ontology annotation, cellular component: catalytic step 2 spliceosome. The transcript is spliced from 6 exons.